AUGUCACCCGUCCGUGGAGGUGGUCGACGCGGCAAGGGCCGCGGCCCUGCUAGUAGUCUUCCGGAGGAGGCCGCUGCGGCUGGAGGCAACGGCGGCAACCCUGGUCCCGGUUCUAGCGGUCAGCGUCGCCCCUCCCGAAUUUCGUCUGCGAUUGCGCUGGCGUCGUUCAACUGGACCGAUGACGCCAUCGUCGAGGUGGCCCGUGACCUUAGCAACGAUCCCGUAGCGAUGUACGCCGACUCCGUCCCGGGAAAGUCGAGCAAAACAAGUGGUACUGGCGUAGGGAAAGCGAGCGGGCAUGGGACCGGUGCUGGAGGGAGGAGUGGAGGGCCUGGCAGGGCGAAAGCGCCGCAUGGGGGGGGUUUCAGGCCUCCCCAGGCAGCGGUAUCCGAACACGCGACUCCAUCUCCUUCGCCCAAGGUGAAGCAAGGGUCGAUAUCACGGGCAAGCCCGCAGACGAGCAGAAAUCCGCCGCAAGACCUCCACAGCCCGGCUGUUCCCGACAUGUCAUCUGUGGCAGGAGGCGCGGCGGCCGGGCACGGGGGCGGCCGAGCGGGUUCGAUUGGGCCUGUGAAACCACGGCGACAACGACCAUCAGCGCCGACGAAAAUGCCGUCGCGGCUGUCACUGAGCCACUACCCGGGCAUGAGCCUGUCCGAGUGGGUACAGAUCUGCCUGCGGCAGACUGUGGUGCCCCUGACGACUAUGCCGGCCUGGUGGUACCGGGGGUAUCAGCCGUCGGGCUGUACCAGGGCGGCAAUGACUGGAGUCCUCACGACCAGAUGGGGGAUCAGGGGGCUGAGGGAGUUCCGGGCGCGGGGGAUGGGAGCGGAGGUGUUUUCGUGUGGAGGCGUUGCGUUGUGA
This is a messenger RNA of Ectocarpus siliculosus, 864 nucleotides long. NCBI's taxonomy places the organism in Eukaryota, Phaeophyceae, Ectocarpales, Ectocarpaceae. The record is from the annotation of a GenBank genome assembly.